Rotaria socialis is the source of this 1638-nucleotide messenger RNA. NCBI's taxonomy places the organism in Eukaryota, Metazoa, Rotifera, Eurotatoria, Philodinida, Philodinidae. The record is from the annotation of a GenBank genome assembly.
AUGGCGAACAAGAAGUUAGAAGAGUUAACUGCACAGGCUUUGAUGACAUUACAGGAACAUGUGUGCGAUAUUGAAUCACUCAAUCAAUGGAAGAAACAAAUGUUCUAUUUGAUUAAUGAAAUAGGUGAACAGAAAUUGUCUUCCACCGUGCCAAUGAAUCAACAUGAUUCAUCGCUUGAUCCAGUCGAUUGGUCAUCUGCUCGAUUUGUAGAGCAUCAAAUGCUCAAUUCAUGUAUGAACUAUAUUCAACAUGUACGAGACCGUCCUGUAUGGCCAUCAAUGCCAAAUGAUGUUCGUGCAGCAAUUGAAGAUGAAAGUCUUCCUGAAAACGGACAAUCGCUAUCUGCUGUUUGUAACGAUGUAUUAAGUUAUGUUCUACCCUAUGGUAGAGGCAACGUACAUCCUCGAUUUUGGGGAUGGGUUAGUGGCGAAGGAACGCUAGGUGGAGUUCUUGCCGAUAUGAUAGCAGCAACGAUGAACAUGAAUACUUGUGCUUAUACUAAUAGCGCUGCAUUCGUUGAGAGAACUGUCAUUGAAUGGAUGCGCCAAAUAUUUGGCUUUCCGAAAGGCACUAGCGGGGGUCUACUUGUCAGUGAAACAUCGAUUGCUACAGUGAUUAGCAUGGCAACAGCUCGCCAGCGAGCACUAGCUAAUGUCAGAGAAUAUGGACUUACAGAGAGGCCAAAAUUAAUUGUCUAUGCCUCAACAGAAGUACAAAUAUGUGUAAAAAAAGCAUUGGAAUUGUUAGGUAUUGGAUCAAAAUCAAUGCAUCUCAUACCAGCCGAUGAUAGUUUUCGAAUCAAGAUCGAUCACUUAAAAACAGCUAUACAAAGUGAUCGAGAUAGAGGCUUUGUUUCUUUUUGUAUAAUUGGCAAUGCAGGUACGGUGAAUACAGGCGCUUUCGACAAUCUUGAAGAAAUUUCUUUGAUUGCACGUGCUGAAAAUAUUUGGUUUCAUGUUGACGGAGCAUUUGGUAGUUUUGCUAUACUUGAUCCUCAACGUUGUCAUCUUGUUCCCGGUAUUGAUCAAGCAGAUUCGUUGGCAUUUGACUUUCAUAAAUGGUUACAUUGUCCGUAUGAUGCUGGCUGUGUGCUGGUUCGUGAUUAUACCUGUCUCGAAUCGACUUUCUCUACGACUCCACCAUAUCUGAGUAAACCUGAUCAAUACUCUGGAGAUAACAGACAUUGGUUUUUCAAUUUGGGUCUUGAAAUUCCACGUUCAUUUCGGGCAUUGAAGGUCUGGUUUACAGUGAAAGAACAUGGCAUUGUGAAAUUAGGUCAAAAAAUUGCCGACAACUGUGAACAAGCUCAAUAUUUACUAUCGUUAUUAGAAAAACACGAGCACGUUAUUCACAUUAUUCGUCCUGUUUCAUUGAACAUUGUUAACAUUCGGUUUGAACCCAACGAAUUCAAUAAGACCGAUAAUGAAUUGAAUGAUAUGUUCAACAAUCAGCUUCUCGCCGAUAUUCAUGCGUCGGGAAUUGCAUUUCCAUCUUCGACGGUUAUCCAAAAUCGAUUCUAUAUACGCGUGUGUAUCGUUAGUCAUCGAAGUACUCGAGAAGAUUUUGACAUAUUCAUAAAAACUCUUCUAGACUUGUAUCAAUCUCGAGUUCAAGCUUUUUCAAUAGAAAGAAAAUAG